Messenger RNA from Corticium candelabrum, 1098 nucleotides. Its product is annotated as tyrosine-protein phosphatase Lar-like. The coding region runs from base 1 to 966 and encodes 321 amino acids. The record is from RefSeq and is a predicted model, not a curated record. Gene Ontology annotation, molecular function: protein binding. NCBI's taxonomy places the organism in Eukaryota, Metazoa, Porifera, Homoscleromorpha, Homosclerophorida, Plakinidae. The transcript is spliced from 7 exons.
AUGGUUCGGAUUUCACCUACGGCUCCAUCUAAUUGUGAUAUCAAGAAAAGGAGCAGCACAUCUAUUCAUCUGUCGUGGGACACUCCUUAUCCGUUUGACUACAAAGUAGAAUUUUACAAAGUAAAGGUCAGCUAUGCAUUGAAUAGAGACGUAACAGCUAAGUUGCUCACAGUAUACGAUCAGUCCGUUCAACUAAGAAAAUUGCGUCCUUAUACGAUGUAUGAUAUAACCGUCGUUGCUGUCACAAGCAAUACAAGAGUUCUUGAAGGGCCACCUUGCUAUUUGCAUACACGGACUACUUUGCCAGUACCGGACACUCCUUCCAACUGUACAGCCACGAAAACCAAUUUAACUUCUCUUCUUGUGAAAUGGAAUCCUUAUUCUUUAAGAGACGACGCAGUUGCAUUCUAUCAAUUGACAUUUAAGUCUCAAUUCGAGACGAAAAUCGUCAAGAGCAUACAAACGAGACUUCAAGAGACGAAUCUUACACCUGAUACCAACUACAACAUCACAAUUAGUGCAUUUACAAACAACACGAAACUAUUGAGUGGGCCACCAUGUCAAUUGUUAGCAAGAACCGGCAAAAAGAAUAUUCAUGAUUCGAAGUCUACAGCAGCACCUCUUGUUAUUGCUGGAGUGUUACCCUGCUUGCUGGUGAUUGUUAUUAUUGUUGUUGCUGUUUAUGUCGUUUGGCAUCGCAAGAGAUGCUGCAACAAUCACAUGCAGAAGAACGAUGCCAAAGACACAGAAACAAAGGCUCGUUGCUGUGAGAUGCCAUCAAUUGCACAAACCACACGUUCAAUCGAUGAUCUAGACAUGACAAAAAGUAAUGCAUACAAUUCUGUCACCGUGGAGACAAGUGAGAUUGCUUCGUACACUGACGCUGGCACAACAGUGAUGCAGAGCGAGGUUGGGUCACUAACAACACCAGACGAUUCCAUUGUCUACGAAGAGCUAAACAGUUGAAUUUACAUCAAUGAGAAAUACAACAUACUAAGGUCAACACGAAACAAACUCGUAUCACGUUUCUGUAUACUAGGAGGAAGAAAAACCUUUCAAAAUGUGCUACAUAUGAAACUGCACUGUUGAAACUAUGAA